UCACCAGCUAAAUCUUCUAGAUUCAUGAUUUCCACCAAAGGGUGUUUUAUUUUGAAAGUGACUACCGGAAGCUUUAUUUUUUUCAAAUCCAUCAAGCUUGACACUGAUCUUUCCAAAAACCCCGUGAUAUCCAAAACAACAUAACAAAGUGGGGGAAACAUGGCGAGCGGAGAGGAGGCCAGAAGACGCCCCUCGGUUACCUCGUCUUCGGUCGGCCUGGAGGCUCUCUUCCCUGCUGGGUCAUCGGAGCAGGCCAGCGGGGACGUAAACCCGGAGCUCGUCCGCCUGCGGGAGCGUCUUCAGGGUUGGCUAUCGCAGUAUGAGCCCCUGCUGCUAUGGGUGCAGAGGCUCCUGGUCUGGGAGAGGCCGUUGUACAGCAUCUCUGUCGCCCUGACACUCAACACUUUAUUCUGGCUCCUGUCAUCCACCUCCCUGCGGCCUCUGUUCCUGUUGAGUAUGUCCCUGCUGGGACUAAUGCUACUGGAGAGAUGGAAGCCCAAGUUGCCCAUCAUUACUGUUCAGCAUGCAGAGGCUCACCCUGUACAAAGUGAAACAAUGAGCGGGGAGCAGCGUCUGCUCAGCAUCCCUGAGCUCAGCCACCACCUGGCAGAGAGCUACCUGACCUGCUGCCUGUACUUGCAGGAGAUGCUGCAGUACAAACGGCAAAACCAUGGCAAGUUCUGCAUGAUGAUGUGCAGUGGCUGUUUUGUUCUUGCUGUGGUGGGACAUUAUGUACCAGGAAUCAUGAUCUCCUAUAUUAUAGUCCUGAGUGUGCUGUUGUGGCCGCUGGUGGUGUACCAUGAGCUGAUCCAGAGGAUGUACACGGGCUUGGAGCCAAUCCUGAUGAAGCUGGACUACAGCAUGAAGGGAGAUACAGAGCACCGCAAGCACGACAAGAGGAAGGUGAAGAAGGAGAUGGAUGAGGGGGAUGAGCCAAGAGCUGAAACGGAGAGCGAGAGUGAGGAGGAGCUGUCCUGUUUCGCCCCGACGGUGGAUGUGAAGACCACGGCUCUGGCGAUGGCCAUCACAGACUCAGAGUUAUCAGAUGAGGAGGCUUCCAUCUUGGAGAGUGGAGGCUUCUCUGUGUCCAGAGCCACCACUCCUCAACUCACUGACUUCUCUGAAGAUCUGGAUCAGCAGAGUUUACACAGUGACCCAGAGGAGUCCUACCUGCGGGAUCUCCCUGAGUUCCCCUCAGUUGAGGAGUUCCCGUCCAUGGAGCACAACCUGCUCCACUUCCCUCUGCGAGGCCCCAGCCAGGGUGACGGAGCCCAGGCAGCUGCUCAAUCAGAGGGGGAACUGUUGAGCCCCGCCAGCCUCCUUAUCCAGCACCUAGCAUCUCCGCUCCACUUUGUGAACACGCACUUCAACGGACAUGGACGGCCCCCUGGGGGUGAGCAAGGAGUGUUGCCCGUGCCAGCUGCAGGAGAGGAAGCAGGGAAGCAGGGGGGAGAGGAGAAGGUAGCUCAGGGCGCACAGCGCUCCUUGGAGGCCUUGAGCGAGGAGAUAGUGAGCACAGCCAUCUCCACUGUGGUGCAGAACACUCUGUCAGCCCUCCUGCGCUCCAGUGAGGCCAGCGAGGAGCCCUCCCUGGCUGAGUUCCUGCCCACUGAAACCCCACCAGGUGCUCUGGAGACCGCCACCCAACCAACCGACGCCACUGCUGACACUACAAUUGCUACAGUAGGGGCACUGGGGGCUGAUGAGGACCUGGAUGAGGCGAUUACGAAAGAGAGCGGCGACGGCGAGGAGAUACCUGACGACACACUAGUUCCAACCGAGGAAGAGGACUUUGAGCUUCUGGACCAAAGUGAACUGGAGCUGUUGGAUGAAGGGCUGGGCCUUAGCUCUGAUAGACAGGUGGUGGGAGGAGCCUCAGGAGCCCCAGAGACACCUCCAUCUCCUAAGCAUCAACCACAGUCAUAGCUUCCCUUUUGCCUCCCCCUGCCCCCACCCCCAGCUGUUUUGUUUUUAUUUGUACAUUACAUUAUAUCCAUACAUACUGCUAUAUACAAAACAUUUAUUAAAGAGUUUGUCAUUUAAUACUGUCGGUUGAUGAUUGCGUGGCAGAUGGUUGAGAUUACUCUUCAUCGCCUCUCAUUACAAGGGUCUGUUCAGCCUCGGUAUCUGAGUUGUUUCUAGUCCAACACCAUCACAUUAACAGUAUCAUCAGCUACUAUCAAUUGGCACUCACAACAAUACAGCUUUGAUCUGUAUACGUAAAUACACAAAUAGAGCAAAGAAUCAUCAGUAAUGCAUUUACAGUAGAGUUGUUUUGUGGUGUUAUUCUGCCUGCAGGCCUGAUAGAAUCUGGUUUUGCUUGACCAUAUAGCAUCGAAAUUUGCUUGAUAAAUUAGCAACAAAUUUCUCACUGAGGGAAAAAGUUGUCUACGGUUAGUCUCAUGUUGCAGUAACGAUGCCUUUAUUUUCUACCUUGGCAAACCCUUCCACCCUGCUCUCGUUCAGAAGCAGAUGUUUAUCCCAGUGGUGUUAUGAAGAGUUGACUUGUUGGAUUAUAUAACUAUUAAUAUAUGCUAUAAAUUAUUUAAUUUAACAGUCAGUCGGUGAAACUUUAUUGUUGAGCUGAUGGGAGAGUUGCCCAAGUCAGAGUUGCCCAUAAUGAUUGUAUAAUUGUUUUAAUGAUGACGCCGUGGACGUGCAGGUUUGAAAUGUAGUUACGUAUUCCCAGAGUUAGUAAAACAGUAAUAUUGUCCUUCACUUUAUCUGUACUUCCAAGAUCUCCAGCAUUACAGUUUGGACAGGUGCAUUCAGUCAUUUGUGAUCUUUCACUUGUUGCCUGGAAAUGGAAAUUAAAACAUUGUUGGAUGUUGACAAUUAGUAGAUCUUUACCAAACACAUAAGUGACAUUGGUGUGGUACGCUAAAAGAAAUGUUCCUGAAUUCCCUCCUGUGACUGUUGCCUCAUUUUUAUUAAUUUUUUGUGAACAGAAUUUUAUUUCAUACAUCCAUAUGUAAUUGAAUUUCUUCUUGGUCUUUGUUGAAAAACACAGGCUUCUUGUGAGAGGCCCAUCUAUACCCAACUAUUUGUACAUGUAUAGUCAUCACUGGGAUAUGUACAUAAUAUUUACCAAAUAACCUCCUUUGUGCCAUGACAAGUCCAUGCAUGCCAUGCAUCACGCAUGUAUUUACCAUGAUCAAUAAUUGAGGUUUCAAAAGAGUGUUAUUUUUACUGGAGCAGAUUUUCUUUCAGUUCGUUAAAAUACACAUGUAUGUGUCUGGCCGCUGCAGGGGAUUUGUGGAAAAUUGCUGACAUGACAAAAAGAAAUCUAGCACUACGCUUGACUGUAUGAAAAGGCCGGUUUUGCUUUUGUAAACCACUCAGCAUCCAAAUCUCAGGGGUGGGUUGUACAAAUUGAGUAUAGCAUUGCAGAAGAUGUGUCCAUUUCCCGACUUGUCGUAGUGCACUGUAUUUGUACUAAUCUUUCCUUUUUCCAGUCAAUGCCUCCUUGUGUAUAGUGUAGAAAUGCUAUAAAAGAAUGUGUAUAUUCUGCAUGUAAAAACAGCACCAUGUUCAAGUUCUCCUUGUCAACUGACAAAGUACCGCACAAUUUGUAAGAAAAAAAAAAAACCAAUUUGAAUGUUUCAGG
Chelmon rostratus (copperband butterflyfish) is the source of this 3607-nucleotide messenger RNA. It is a transcript of the gene retreg2, whose product is annotated as reticulophagy regulator family member 2. Bases 160 to 1926 code for a protein of 588 amino acids. The record is from RefSeq and is a predicted model, not a curated record. Lineage: Eukaryota; Metazoa; Chordata; Actinopteri; Chaetodontiformes; Chaetodontidae. The transcript is spliced from 9 exons.